Messenger RNA from Pectinophora gossypiella (pink bollworm), 1836 nucleotides. RefSeq lists its product as uncharacterized. The coding region runs from base 220 to 1275 and encodes 351 amino acids. Gene Ontology annotation, biological process: cellular response to misfolded protein. Gene Ontology annotation, molecular function: ATP hydrolysis activity; ATP binding. NCBI's taxonomy places the organism in Eukaryota, Metazoa, Arthropoda, Insecta, Lepidoptera, Gelechiidae. The record is from RefSeq and is a predicted model, not a curated record. The transcript has a single exon.
UCUAUUUUGACAUGCCCUUUUUUGUAAUGAGUACCACGUACGUACGUUUGAUUUGAUUUGAAUUUGUCUUUGAAAGAAAGUUUCUUUUUCUAUUUGUUCAAGUGAUAUGACCCGGUAACAGUAACGGUGCGAAGAUAUUUAAAUGUUAUGAUCACUGAAGGACUAUCAAGUAACUCUUAGGUAUUGCAAGGUAUAGCCUUAUCAGUUGUACUGUAUUUAAUGGAUGACCAGAAUACAUCUUUAGAACCCAUGGAUGUAGACCGCAGUGCCAACAGCUCUGUUUCUAAAAUGGAUAUUUCUACCACCAUAUCUGACAAAGAUAGCACCAGUGAAGAUUCAUUUUUUAGGACCAUUAAGAAAAUAAGUCCUAUUGCACCAAGUUUUAGGUCGCGACAAAGCUACCAAUUUCGUCAAAGGUCUGAAAGUCCCAAGAAAGUUCAGGAUAUAGACAAAGUCAACGUGAGACCAAGAACUACUAUAAAAAAAUACCACAUCAAGAUGGAACAUCUUAAGAAGAAAAAGCCUACUUCUAAAUUAAAGGCUUUGUUAUCAGGAGUACUAAGUUUAACAUUGUUUAUAUUUAUUUACCAAAUAGCCAAUUUUAAAUGUACUGAAGAAAUGGAUACAGAGAACUUGAGAAAAGUCCUUAUGGAAAAUCUCUUUGGCCAGUAUGCUGCUGUGAAUCAUAUCAUAGAGACAUUUGAUAAUAAAGUUAGUACUAAAAUUAUGUUUUUAUAUGGAGGCACUGGAGUUGGCAAAACAUUUACUACAUCAUUAAUUUUACAAAAUGUAACGAAUUCAGCCAAUGUUUACCAUUACACAAUGCCCAGUUUUGCAAAUACGUUCUCACCAGAAUUGAUGCUUGGUUUGACAAUAUGCAAGAGUUCUUUAAUAAUUGUUGAUGAUUUAACAAAAAAUGAUAUGCAUAUCACACCACUUGUCAAGAAAAUUAUAGAAAAAAGUGAGAGUCUCAAAAAGAAUAUCACAAUUUUACUGGUUUACAAUUGUGACACAAUUGAUAAGAAUUUUGUAAAAACAUGUGACAACUUAUUUCAUUUGGAAUUAGAAGACAGUUUUAGUGAUGUUAAGGCUGAGAAACAAUUUAUUAAGUUUGAACCAUUAACUGAGGGACAUUUGAGGAAAUGUGUUGAGAAGGAACUGGGGGACAGGAAAGUGAGUGAACAAGAAAUGAGAAAUAUUUUAAAGAAUUUUGAUGUGACACUUGACGGCUGUAAAGGAGUUUACACAAAAAUUAGAGUUUUGAAUGUAAUUUAAAAAGAGGUAUGUUUUUAUAUUACAUAGUUCUUCUUGCCUAUAGUUUUGUAGUUAUUGAAAUUAUGUAGUUUAGAUUUGUUGAUUGCAAUGUAGUUAAAUAUUGUAUUUGUAUGAAUUGUUGUUGAUGACAAUAAAAUGCUAUUUUAGAUCAAAAGAACUUUAUUUUAGAGAUGUUACAUGAUAAUCGGCAAUGCAGAGGUUCAAGAAAUUAUGUUGAAUACAAAUAUACUGACAAUUUUAUAAUACACCUACACUUUCACAUUUGAAAAUUAUUCUACAAACUUAGCAUUCAUAAUAAACAGCAAAUUCUAAACAAACUCCAUGGUGCAUUGAAAGGUACGAAAUACUUUGGUAAUAACUUUGACUAUAACAUACAAAUUAAUCUCAAUCACAUAUCUAGGCAAGGGUGCAAUGACGAUUUUAAUCCUGUCUAACUUUGCUCAAUAUUACACCCUAAUAAUGACUUGAAUACAAUGCUUAAUUGGAUUAUGAAGCAAUUGCCCUAACACAUAACAUGUUCUCCUUUAGAUAAAAUAUUCAACACAAGUUAUUACUAUCUAG